AUGGAGGUGGAGGAGGAGGAAAGACGCUCUCCACACGAUCAUGUGGAUCGGUGUGUACCCGAGAGCUUCUUUGAUCGCGUAACUCUUGCGUUACGCGGCGACCUCGAGCAUGAGCGAUACAUGCGUCUCCAAAUGGCGGACACUGCCUCGAAGCAUCGAGCUGAGUUUGCCUUUGCUCAGCUUGAGAACAAGAGAGCUCUGACAUCUCUGCGUGACGAGCUAAGGGUAGCUCGUGUGGAUAUUGACCGGUCUCGGGCUGAGAUAACUGCUCUUCAGACCCUUGUCGAUGGCCACCAUCGGGAGCACAAUGCUCUUUGUGAGAUGCUUGAGCUCAAGGGCGUUCUUCAUCGGAAGAUACAGCGUACUGAUGGUACGGCUCAAGCCAACCAACGUAAAACGUGGGAUGUGUUCGCAUCUUGCGUGGCAGUUCGGUCGUGUAUGCGUUACCUAGGCGAUGCAAUACACGAAAUGGGCCGAUGUACUUGGGUAGUAGUUUACUGCUACCCAAGUUAG
Messenger RNA from Peronospora matthiolae, 513 nucleotides. The record is from the annotation of a GenBank genome assembly. Lineage: Eukaryota; Oomycota; Peronosporomycetes; Peronosporales; Peronosporaceae.